AUGUCCUGUUGUCCAUUCAUGCACGGAUUCACUUUACGAUCCUCUUCGGAACCACAACAACGGCAAAUCCAUCAUUCUCAUCAUCCUCUUCUCAACAACCAGUUCGAAAAUUCUCCAAAUUCCUAUGCUUCAUCUUUGAUGAUCAUUCAUUCCAUCACGAAUUUUAACAAUGACAACAACAACAACAACAACUCGACCUCUUCAACAGCUCUCUCCUGCAAUACUCCUUCGUGUAUUGUUCCUCUCAUCCUCGUACCGUGUGGUCUUGUAUUCAUCUUUUGUGUCAUUCCCAUCUCGGCCUAUUUGGCUCAUUUCACAGUUGCCAAUUCACACGAUGGAUGUGAUUUUGCAAAAUGGAUGUUUAGAAAGAAUCAUAAUAACAAUAACACGACUGGUACUACUGACACGCAACAAGAAGAGAUUGUCCAAAAUAAUGUGAAUCCUCAUGAGGGUCAUGAUGAUGAAAACUUUUCAAAUAUGCAAGAUGCAACCAAUGCUGUCGUUUAUUACGAACGAAGAACAAGUCAUGAUGAAAGGCAUGUUUAG
Molecule: messenger RNA, 546 nt
Organism: Naegleria lovaniensis
Lineage: Eukaryota; Heterolobosea; Eutetramitea; Acrasida; Naegleriidae
Exons: 1
Coding region: 1-546 (181 amino acids)
Source: RefSeq, a predicted model, not a curated record